Peromyscus maniculatus bairdii (prairie deer mouse) is the source of this 642-nucleotide messenger RNA. Its product is annotated as resistin-like gamma. NCBI's taxonomy places the organism in Eukaryota, Metazoa, Chordata, Mammalia, Rodentia, Cricetidae. Gene Ontology annotation, cellular component: extracellular region. The record is from RefSeq and is a predicted model, not a curated record. Gene Ontology annotation, molecular function: hormone activity.
CGGGCUGUCAAAAUGUACUCAACGUGUUUACACCAUUGAGGUGUGCUUGUAUAUAUUAAGGGUGCCCAGGUCAGCUAUGCCACAGUAUAUGAAAGCAUCUCAUCUGGUCAGGCCCUGGAACCACUCCUGAGCUUCUGUCCCAGGACAGUGACUUUCAACAGGAUGAAGACUACAACUUGCUCCCUUCUCAUCAUCAUCUCCCUUCUCCAGCUGAUGAUCCCAGUGAAUACUGAGACCUUAGAUUCUCUCCUGGAGAAGAAGAUCAAGGAACUGGGCUGUGGAGGUGAGUGUACCUCCACUGUGACGAGGACUCUCUCCUGCACUAGUGUGACAGCUAGAAGCAGACUAGCCUCCUGUCCUGCUGGGAUGGCUGUCACUGGCUGUGCUUGCGGCUAUGGCUGUGGAUCAUGGGAUAUCCAGAAUGGAAAUACUUGCCACUGUCAGUGUUCAGUCAUAGACUGGACCACCGCCCGCUGCUGCCAACUGGCCUGAGAAGGAAGAGGCCGAGAACCCAGUUUUGAAAUGACGACUAUAACGAAACUGCAAUCUCAACUUGGAAACCUGGCUCAUGUCCGCUUAAUGAAUUCAUAUUACCCAGUAAUCCUGCUUCUUAAAAAAUAAAGACAAAUUUUCACCUGCCUA